AUGAACUCUCCUCCAGAGGCUGGAUCACCAUCACCAUCGACACCUUCAUCAGGUUCUCCCCCCCCUGAGGAGGCCACCUUCCAACCCAACACCGGAGCAAGCUAUCUUUCCAACCUCACCAGCCAAAUCACCACCGCCUUCGGCGGCAGCUCGAGUUCCAAGCGUCGUCUGCCUACGGGAUCAUCUUUCGGGGCGUCGUCAUCAUCCAGAGAUGCGAAGACGCGUAGGAAGGGCGAGCCAGGGCGAUCUGGAGGUUCAAACUGGCCCGGGGAACUGAAAGAGACCGGGGGUAGCAAGAAGGAGAAGGAUGAGCUGAUCGAUAACGCGCUUGUCGAGUAUCUGAGAAAAGAAAUAGGGGAUCCUUUCCUCGAGCCGCCCCUCAAGGGAUAG
Cyclocybe aegerita is the source of this 390-nucleotide messenger RNA. Lineage: Eukaryota; Fungi; Basidiomycota; Agaricomycetes; Agaricales; Hemipholiotaceae. The record is from the annotation of a GenBank genome assembly.